Messenger RNA from Aspergillus clavatus NRRL 1, 1761 nucleotides. RefSeq names its product transcription factor domain-containing protein. NCBI's taxonomy places the organism in Eukaryota, Fungi, Ascomycota, Eurotiomycetes, Eurotiales, Aspergillaceae. Gene Ontology annotation, biological process: regulation of transcription by RNA polymerase II; DNA-templated transcription. Gene Ontology annotation, molecular function: RNA polymerase II cis-regulatory region sequence-specific DNA binding; zinc ion binding; DNA-binding transcription factor activity, RNA polymerase II-specific. Bases 1 to 1761 code for a protein of 586 amino acids. Gene Ontology annotation, cellular component: chromatin. The record is from RefSeq and is a predicted model, not a curated record. The transcript has 4 exons.
AUGUUUCUGCCAGCGAACAUGUGCUCGGGGACUGAUAGGGCCAGAGAUCUCUUGACGCGCCACCAAAAGACAUGUAAAGCAAGACACAGCCCGCUAUCUGAAUACCGGGCACGUCCAGUAGCCCAGGCCGAAAGACUCCAGCCUCGUCUUCCGAUGGCUCCAAUGGCGUUGGCUUUAGUGGGCCCAGAAUCAAGUAUGCUGCUUGACCAGCCGUCGUCGCUAGACUUUGCGGCCUGGGACUCUCUACAUGCACCUCCCAUGGCGUCCGACAGUAUCACCACGGGGGAGAAGCUGGAGUAUCUGGCCGACUUCACCAGAUCCAACGGCAUGGCGACGUUUCUAGACUAUGAAACACUCAAGCAGCGACAGAAACUCCUUCUCGACUGCAGUGAGAGCCACCUGACGGACCAUCCCGCUGUGACAGUUGAUCCCGCACUCCACCACCAACCCUGCCAUCUAGAUCCCCUCACUCUCAAGACGCACGAAAUCACCCACUGUCUUCAACAUGUCAUCAGUAACAAAUUCGAGAAGGUUGUCAUCAAGUUAGACUGGGCCCCCGACGUCCAAGCAUCCUGCGAGGCCUUCUACACUCCUCGGAAUAUCCGCCGCUUUCUGGAGUACUUCUGGGCGCUAUGGUACCCCAACUGUCCUAUCGUGCAUCGACCUUCUUUCGACCCGCUGGGUGCACCUGUUGCCUUGCUCUGUGUUAUGGUAUUGAUCGGGGCGUGUCUCUCCCCAUACGAAGACGACGGCCACGCCGCGAGGAUGUGGUUGGACGGUGUUGAGGAGCUGGCUUUUUGCAAUGGGUGUUUCCACGAAGAGAGCGGAAAACUGAUGGUAACUGUGCCGCGCCUCAAGUCCCGCGUGGAAAGUCUUCAGACUGCAUACCUGGUCUGCUGGCUACAGAAGAGGGAGGGCUCGGUCGAAGCGCAGGGUAGGGUGAGGAGGCAUCGGCAUGCGGUGAUGGUCACGGUUGCGAGAGACAUUGGCAUUGAAUCUGCGACGCAUCGCAACCUAUGGCUGACUGACCCGUCAGAGAACUGGUGGAGGCAGUUUGCCAUUGAAGAAGCGUUGAUUCGGCAUGUCCCCCAUUCUGUUUCAACGACUCUAACAUACGUCUUCCUCAUCGACGCCGCCACGGCGAUAUUCCAUCACACCCCGCCACGGAUGGUGGUCUCGGAGCUCCAAAUGGACAUGUCCUGCCCCGAGCCCUGUUUCCAAGCAGACUCGGCGAUAGAAUGCUUCAACCUCCUCCGAGGCUGCGAGGGGAGCACCUUCUGGUCGGCGAGGCUGUCUGUUGCCGAAGUGGCACGGAGGAUAUGCCAGGGCGAGCUAGAUGAACAAUGCAUCCACGAAUACUCGACGAUGGGGACGCUGAACCUCUUCACGACCGUGCAGGCCCUCCACUCGCUGCUGAUGAUCCCACUCCAAAACUCUCCGGCCUUGGACUCGACGCUGGCUCCGGUCCAGAUCGGGUUGGACAAUUGGCGGCGCAUGUGGAUCCACCGACGGCCAGAAGACCGAAGGAUACCGGACCAGCCUCGCUGCCUAUGGAAGAAGAUCGGGGUUGUGCGCUAUGCGCCGGGGGUUUGGCAUCUGGCGCGAAGCCUCCUGGCUCGGAUGACGGCCAGCGCUAUGGGGCCGAUCCCGGAGUCGUCUAGACAAGGCCCGGCUCGAGACGGUCAUACGGACAUGACCGAUGUUAAUGGGUUGAUUAUGGAGUACCAACAGCUGAAUCUAGAUGCUUCGUCGUCUUUCUAG